UACUAACUAGAUCAAGGAGGCAUUAUUUUUCUCUGUCCUCCAGACCACCAUAUUAACGUGAAAACGAAGAAAAUUCAGACUUCGUUGAGAAUAUUUUCUUUUCAUCAUAGACUUGUAACCAGUUGAGCUAUGCGCACUGCUAUCAUGGCCUCCGCAGAACCUAAGUUGGAGACUGCACCCUUUGACCCCCGUUUCCCCAACACCAACCAGACAAAAUACUGCUACCAGAGCUACCUAGACUUCCACCGGUGCCGCAAGAUUAGAGGGGAGAGCUACGAACCUUGCAACUACUUCAAGAAGGUGUUCACUUCCAUGUGCCCGCACGGCUGGGUGGAGAAGUGGGACGAUCAGUUGGAAGGUGGCAGUUUCCCCGGGAAAAUAUAAACAUGUAUUCCUACCUCUAGUACAUUCUACAAAAUAAUAGAUAUGUUAUUGUUGUGUUCAUUAAAAUCCAUUUUGUUAAA
Molecule: messenger RNA, 464 nt
Organism: Macrosteles quadrilineatus (aster leafhopper)
Lineage: Eukaryota; Metazoa; Arthropoda; Insecta; Hemiptera; Cicadellidae
Product: cytochrome c oxidase subunit 6B2-like
Exons: 3
Coding region: 130-384 (84 amino acids)
Cellular component (GO): respiratory chain complex IV; mitochondrion
Source: RefSeq, a predicted model, not a curated record